GUGAGGACUGAGGGCAGAGCUUCAGUGGCUUAGCACAGGGUGAAAGGGACACACAGAGGCUUGCUAAUUUUACAAAAGAGAUAGGACAUGAAUAGUGAUGGCAGCAAACAGCGUUAUGUGUCGACCUUCAAAAUUCGCAUCAAGGCCCCCGGUCCACCACCUGCACCUGGGAACGGGCCAGGAGUUGUUGGCACAAGGACCUCAGUAAAAUGUACUGAUGCAGGGUCUAAACAUCUGGAUCCACCUGUCUUCAUACAGCCUCUGGAGGACUGCUGUGUAGAUGAAGGGACUGACAUUAGGUUACGUGGGGUUCUCAAAGGAAGUCUACCGAUCAAAAUAUCGUGGCUGCACAAUGGUGAAGUGGCCCGUUUCGGGAAGGCUUCCUUCAAUGGCAGGGAGGCCAGUUUUGUUGUGAGGGAGUGCUUACCAGAAGACGCCGGUGCCUACACCUGCUUGGCAGAAAGCAGUGCAGGGAAGACAUCUUGCAGUGCUGCUGUGGUUGUAAGAGACUUUGAAAGUAUCUGUGGCGUGCAGAAUCGCGCUUCAAAGACUCCCACUUCUCCAUCCAAAAGUGUAAUGGGAAAUGGAACCUUACCGCAGACUCCAAAAGAUGAGCUACACAAAUUCAAAGGAUCUAUUUGUAUGUCUCCUACAGGCUCUGAUAGGCAGAGCCCAGUCUCAUCUCCAAAAGAAGUCGUCCCAAAGAAGCGAGCCAACUCAAGGAUAGGCCGAUCAUUAUGUUUUGAAAACCCACCGCAGCACGUGGAGGUGAAGGUGGGACAAACUGCCAGGCUGACGUGUAGUUUUACUGGAAGCCCUCCUGUAGCAUCGUGUUGGAUCAGAAACAAAGAACAGAUAGUGGACGGCCUAGAGCUGAGGACAGAAAAUACUAAUCGGAGUAGUACGCUGGUUAUAGAAGAGGCUAAACCCCAGCACACAGGUCGCUACACCAUUGUAGUAAAAGACCGAAAGAGCUCAGCAGAGCACACAAUCACCCUUUCUGUUAUAGAGAGACCUCAACCUCCUGCCUCCAGUCCAGUGAUCUCCCUUGUCUCCCCAUCCAGUCUUGUGCUAUCCUGGUCAGGCCCCUGCUAUGAUGGCGGAAGUGCCAUCCUUGGUUAUGUCGUUGAAGUAAAUAACCAAGGAAGUGCUGAGCCUGAGGUUUGGAGAGAGCUAACAAGCGAGUGUAAGAGUACCUCAUACAAAGUGUGUUCUGGGCUUCAGCCACAACAGGAAUACUGCUUCAGAGUAAAGGCCUAUAACGCAGUAGGACUAAGCGAGCCAGGCCCAGUGUCACCAGUGGUGAGAAUGGAGGAAAGAGACAAGACAAAGGAAGAAGAAGCCCCUCAGAUGUAUACCACUGUGUCUAUUGACUCUUCCCACAAAGUCACGGAACACUACGAUAUGCAGGAGAAACUUGGAAUGGGAAAAUUUGGCAUGGUGUACAAGCUCAUCCACAAAGAGACAGGACGUGUGUGCGCUGGGAAGUUCUACAAAGGACGCCGUGCCAAGGAGAGGGAAGCCGCUCGUAAGGAAAUAGAGCUGAUGAAUUACCUCCACCACCCCAAACUGGUUCAGUGUCUGGCAGCAUAUGAUCACAAGUCUGAAAUUGUCAUGGUGAUGGAGUUUAUUGCAGGUGGGGAACUCUUUGAACGUAUUGUGGAUGACAACUUUGAGCACACGGAGCCUUCAAGUGUGCACUACAUGCAGCAGAUCCUGGAGGGGAUUGCCUACAUGCAUCAGCAAAACAUUGUCCAUUUGGACCUCAAACCUGAAAACAUUGUAUGUGUUGACACCACAGGCACCUCCAUAAAGAUCAUUGACUUUGGCUUAGCCAGUAGAGUAGAUCAAAACACACCACUGAAGGUGAUGCACGGGACUCCAGAAUUUGUGGCACCUGAAGUGAUCAACUAUGAGCCUGUGGGUUUGGGGACUGAUAUGUGGAGCAUUGGGGUGAUCUGCUACAUACUGCUCAGUGGGGAAUCUCCGUUUCAGGGAAACAGUGAUGCAGAGACCCUGGCCUUGGUCACAGCUGCUCAGUGGGAGUUUGAUGAGGAGAGCUUUGACGAGAUAACAGAGGAAGCUAAAAAUUUCAUAAGCUCCCUGCUCAACAAAGACCCGAGGCGUAGGAUGACCUGUGAACAGGCCCUUGCCCAUCCCUGGAUGGCAGCAUUUAAGUCUAAAGAGCUCACUCUCACCAAGAGUCUGUCCAAAGAGAAGAUGAAGAGGUUUUUGGCCAGACAGAAGUGGAAGAAAGCUGGCAAGGCCAUGUUAGCACUGAAGAGAAUGGCUCUGCUCUCUAAGGCGGAAGGCUCUGCAUCUCCCACAACUCCUGGAGGAGAAUCACCCCUGAGCCCAGAGGCAGAGGAAGUGUUGACCUCCCUGGAGCUUAAGCUGCAGGAACCCCCAGUGUUCACAAAGAGGUUGAAAGACCGGACUGUAACUCAGGGAUCCAGUGCCCGUCUCUCGUGUCACCUCACAGGUUACCCUGACCCGGAGGUGCUGUGGCUGUGUGGUGAUGAGCCUAUUGAGGAGUCCCCCACUGUGCAAAUAGAGUAUGAGGAAGAUGGCCAGUGUACGCUGGUUCUAGCUAAAGUUGGCCCAGAGGACACCAAUGUGUACACCUGUAGGGCCACUAAUGACCAUGGGGAGGCAUUUUGCUCAGCCAAAUUAACUGUCCAAAAAUAGAUUCAUCAUAUCAUAGUGUGUAUGCAGAAAUAACAAGUAUAAGUAUAAUGUUCUUGUUGCCUUGACCAGCUGUGUUGUACAUUGUUGUUUGUGGCUUCUGAUGAGUCAAAUAAAUAUUGUUACAGAGCUACAUGCAUAGAUUUAUAUUUUUAUGGCAUUCAGAUAUGGCUUCCACGCUGUGUUGAAAAUGAUGUUUUACGUAAAACCAUGAAUCUGUCUUUUAUAUUGGCUCAUUAUGAAGAUUCCCCUUCAGCCCUAUCAGUUUGUAAUUACGAUUUAAAAUUCAGCCAAAUUCAGCUUGUUGCUUAGUGCCAUAGAGCUUCUUUUUGUUUACUGCAGUUCUUCACACACAAACUCUAGCACACCAAAUAAACAGAUGGAAAUAUCCCCCGGUAAACACUAUCCUUAGUCUCAGCAUGCAGCUUGAUAUCUGAAAACAUAAAUGGCAGUAACAGUUUUUGCUACUUGUUUGAGUUUCUAGCUCUGUGUUCGACCUCAGGAAAUUUGUCCAUAACAAAUGUAUUUUGUCAAAAUCUUUUUUUGUCUGUCUGCUGGUUGAAUUUCAAACAAUACCAUCAGGACCUUCAGCCGGAUACUUCGGUAAAGCCGUCCACCUGCUUUACUAAAAAAUAUAGAGUAUUUGUGAAUUUAACUCAUGUUUGUCAUAGUCAUAUUUACUUGAUACCUGCUUCACAACCCAAAUAAACGGAUACCAAUGUAGGUCUCAUUCUUCGGUUUUUCACUCUCACGCUGUAAAAUCACAUUGUGGUAGCAGAGCUUUAUUUACGGACUGCAACCAGGGUGAGGGAGUCUAAUUAACACAGGUGGGUUUGUCCUUUUUCUGGAGCAGUGUGCUAAAAUAUGCAUCAUAAAGGAAAUGUUGUUGAGGUUUAAGUUGGCCUGAAGAAAAAAGAGUUUGCACUCUCAC
Messenger RNA from Pelmatolapia mariae (spotted tilapia), 3616 nucleotides. It is a transcript of the gene mylk5, whose product is annotated as myosin, light chain kinase 5. The transcript is spliced from 18 exons. The record is from RefSeq and is a predicted model, not a curated record. Bases 88 to 2688 code for a protein of 866 amino acids. Gene Ontology annotation, biological process: protein phosphorylation. NCBI's taxonomy places the organism in Eukaryota, Metazoa, Chordata, Actinopteri, Cichliformes, Cichlidae. Gene Ontology annotation, molecular function: protein binding; protein kinase activity; ATP binding.